AAGUUAAUUUGCAAAAUUUCUUCCAGUCAUCAGCUUCAAUUCAGCACUGCAACAACUCGUGAACGUGUCGUGAAAAUGGCACCUAAUAAUCACAACUACAAUGCGGAUGAAUUGGAGGCACCCGCUUGGCUGAACGAUGAUUUCUUCAUCAAGGUAUUGCGGAACUUCGAAACAGAUGCCAAGGAACUGCGGCUGAGAAAGACCGAACUAUCGCCGGCAACAUUGAAGGGCGAUCACUAUGCGAGCGUUAUGUUUCGCGCAACUGUGGAGUAUGAGUGUGACGGAGAGAAUAAAUGCCAAAGGAUGAUUAUGAAAACAAUGCCAGAAGUGGAUGGGCAUAAGAAGGAAAUGUUUGAGGAUUCAAUUAUAUUUGAGACCGAAAUCGAUAUGUAUACACGGGUCAUACCACGUUUCGAGCAGAUUUUACGUGACAUUGGCGAUGAAACCGUGUUGCGUGCGCCAAUACUCUUUCAUGAACUGAGCCCGCAAAAAAUUAUCAUAUUCGAAGAUAUUGUGCCACUGGGCUAUGAAGUGCUGCGUGAUCGUUAUGUAAAUAAAGAGGAGCUUGAAGCGGCCUACACCAAACUGGCCAAAUGGCAUGCCAUAAGCUAUAAGAUAAAUUUGGAAGAACCACAAUAUUUCGAAAAUUAUCGCCAAGGUUUACUGGCUAUGCCUAAGAUCGAGGAAAAUGAAUUUAUGCCACAUGGUGUUGGGCUACUGAUUGAGCAGUUGGAGACAAUGCCACAAAUGUGUAAAUACGUUCCAUAUAUCAAGUCGAUUGAGCAAGAUCUGUUUAAAGGUGCCAUCGCCGCCUUCAGGGAAUAUCACGAGGCGCGCAGAGAAAACGCCUACUAUGUGCUCUGUCAUGGUGAUUUCCACAACAAAAAUAUGAUGUUCAAACAUGAUGCGAGCACGGGAAAACUGGUGGACGUAAUGCUAUUGGAUUAUCAGCUGAGUUAUGUCGGUCCAAUGAUAAAUGAUCUAAUUUACUCGUUUUUAUUUUAAGGGAAGUGUUGAUUUAUUGAUAAUAAAAUGUUGUUUUAUAGUUUCUAUAUAGUAUUCUAAAUAGUAUUCUAUAGUUUAUUGAAAAAAAUCAUAAUAGAUAAAAUUUAACGCAGCUUAACAGUAAA
Ceratitis capitata (Mediterranean fruit fly) is the source of this 1130-nucleotide messenger RNA. RefSeq lists its product as hypothetical. The record is from RefSeq and is a predicted model, not a curated record. Bases 76 to 1005 code for a protein of 309 amino acids. NCBI's taxonomy places the organism in Eukaryota, Metazoa, Arthropoda, Insecta, Diptera, Tephritidae. The transcript has 3 exons.